CAUACUUCAUUUCGACUAACUGGACGUACCAAUGCAAAGAAACAAACAUGACCGAAGAGAACAUCGGCACGUUAGAGGAGGAAGCUUUAAAACGAAAAGAACGCUUGCAAGCAUUGAAGCGGAAAACCGAGGACAGUAAAGAAAAUAAGAAUGACGUUGCCAGUAAAUUACCGAAACCAAAGUUUAGAAGUUACAAACCACAAGAUGACAGUCUUAAGGAAAAAGUUUUGGAGGACGCGAAGCCCGGAAACGUAGAAGUGGAAGUACAAGAUCAGUUAAGCGCGGCGAACACUAAAGUUGUUAUAGAAGAACUUGAUAUUAGUAACUUAGCUCCUAGAAAACCAGAUUGGGAUUUAAAACGAGACGUUGCUAAAAAAUUAGAGAAAUUGGAGAGGAGAACGCAAAAAGCUAUAGCGGAGCUUAUAAGAGACCGUCUUAAACAAGGGCAGCACGAUUUGGCCGCCGUAGUAAAUAUGGCGACUAAAGAACAGUCUUUUUCGCCUACCUGAUAUUAUUAAGUACUUAAAUACUAUAAGGCGCGAAUAAUUUUAUACGUGAAAUACGAUAAUAAAAAGGAUAUUUGUACUAAUUAGA
This is a messenger RNA of Megalopta genalis, 594 nucleotides long. Its product is annotated as coiled-coil domain-containing protein 12. Gene Ontology annotation, cellular component: post-mRNA release spliceosomal complex; U2-type spliceosomal complex. NCBI's taxonomy places the organism in Eukaryota, Metazoa, Arthropoda, Insecta, Hymenoptera, Halictidae. The record is from RefSeq and is a predicted model, not a curated record.